CUGUCACAACUCUACUCCCAUAAUCCUAAUUCCAAUUUAAUAUAAAUACGUUGUACACCCCAAUCGUCUUUGUGUGUGUGUGUGUAUAAAGGAUAAAUACUUAAUCGCAGCGCACGACAACUAUCAAACUUGAAAUAACUUUCAUGUGCGUAAUUAGACAGCUAUUCUUUACGGAUGACAGCAAUUUCCAGAAGAAAUUGGGUAUUUCUGGCCAGAAACUUGCAAAACGUGUGGCAAUCUUGCAUAUUGAAGCCAUAUAUUUUCUGAAUUUUGUAAUUAAUUUCUAGACUGCACGGUGGGAUUUCUUUCACUGGCAUUACUGAAUUGACACGCCUCAAAAUUCAAAGCGACUCCCACUGUUGCGGCUUCACUUUCGGUUUACAAACGUCCAAGGUAUAUAUGGUUCAGAGUCAAUUGUGGUACGUGUAGCUCCAACACCGCCAUGCAUACCCUCUCAUCACUGUGUCUUUGCCUGGUGUUCUUCCAUGCAGAUGCUCAAUUUGGCUAUGGGCAGUUCCAAUGCCAGGGGAUGUCCAGUGAUGAUGCACUUUUAACUGAAAAAAUCUACUAUAACAAGAUGCUUUAUCUCCAAUACAACAGCAGCGGAGGAAAGAUUAUUGGCUACACAAAGACAGGAAGGGCAAUUGCAGACAUUCUCAACAGAGACGUUUUUUUGAAAGACCAAAAAAAACAUCUACAACAUUGCAAGAGAUGGAUCACGCGUGCCUAUAGCACUUCAACAAAGAAAGUUGAGCCGAAGGUUCGACUGCGAUUAACCAAGGCGCCGGCGGACAGCGAGCAUCCAGCGACCCUCGUCUGCAGCGUGUACAAUUUCUAUCCAAAGGACAUCUUGGUGACGUGGCUCAAGAACGGCGAGAAGGUUACGUCUGAGGUGACGUCCACCGAGUCCCUACCCAGUGGCAAUUGGCUCUAUCAGAGGCACUCGUACUUGGAGUACACGCCAACGCACUGGGACAAAAUCAGCUGCAUGGUGGAGCACCCCAGCCUCGAGAAGGCGAGGAUUUAUGACUGGGAGGCCAUGCCAGAGUUUGUGAGGAAUAAGAUCAUAUUAGGAACACUGGGUCUGAUUGUGGGUGUGGUCUCUUCAUCUGCUGGCCUGAUUUACUACAGAAGUAAUGUGCCUGGGCGAGUGAGAGCGUCAACAAGUGGUGACAGAAGGGACGUCCAGUCAGGGGAGAGAGAGGAGGCUGAGACUCAAAUAUACCACCAAGAGUAAAUAAAAUAAACUAAUCGUGCUAAAUAUGUUUUUUUUUUCAAUUUUAUUUCUCUGUUCUGUGCCUUAUAAUGUUCUAUUCAAAUCCAAUAAAAUCCAUGAGUUCAUUCACGCAGUCAAAA
Hippocampus comes (tiger tail seahorse) is the source of this 1356-nucleotide messenger RNA. Its product is annotated as boLa class II histocompatibility antigen, DQB*0101 beta chain-like. The record is from RefSeq and is a predicted model, not a curated record. Gene Ontology annotation, biological process: antigen processing and presentation; immune response. NCBI's taxonomy places the organism in Eukaryota, Metazoa, Chordata, Actinopteri, Syngnathiformes, Syngnathidae. The coding region runs from base 443 to 1237 and encodes 264 amino acids. The transcript has 5 exons. Gene Ontology annotation, cellular component: membrane; MHC class II protein complex.